This is a messenger RNA of Manduca sexta (tobacco hornworm), 6043 nucleotides long. RefSeq names its product histone-lysine N-methyltransferase SETD1 (gene Set1). The transcript has 28 exons. The record is from RefSeq and is a predicted model, not a curated record. Gene Ontology annotation, molecular function: histone H3K4 methyltransferase activity; RNA binding; protein binding. Lineage: Eukaryota; Metazoa; Arthropoda; Insecta; Lepidoptera; Sphingidae. The coding region runs from base 233 to 4681 and encodes 1482 amino acids. Gene Ontology annotation, cellular component: Set1C/COMPASS complex.
CUAUUCAGCUCUAAACGGGUCGUCACCAUGGAGAGAGCUUGCUGCAAAGAAUUAUUUUAUAUUUCGAUUUUGUGUUAUUAACUUAUUGAAGUAUCGUCUCAAAUAUGUCUAUAUUAUCACGAGCCAUCAUAUUCGUUUAAUAUUACCAUUAAAUUGCGAUGUAUUGUAACUGAUUCCUCAAAAUAGAGGGAAUAACAAAUUUUAUAACAUAUUGUUUUCUAAACAUUUCAGAAUGAAUGGAGGAAUGGAGCACAGAACUCCAGGUCACAAUGCUGUGCUUCAUAAAGCACCAAGAAACUACAAAUUGCUCAUGGACCCAUUCCUUGUGAAGGGAGCAACAAAAUUAUAUAGAUAUGAUGGUUUGGUUCCGGGAGACACAACAUAUCCUCCUGUACAGUGCCGAGACCCCAGGUCUCAGCUAUCCAGGAUAUGGAAUAGACUGGAACCAGCAGAUUUGCCUGUCCCUAGGUUUAAAAUUGAUAAAAAUUACAUAGGAAUACCUCCACAGAUAGAAAUAACCAUAGGAAAUUUGAAUGAUAAUAUUGAUAAAGCAUUUUUGGCCGACAUGAUGAACAAGGUUGGCCCGUAUGAGGAAUUGACAAUAUUCUACCACCCAAUAACAAACAGGCACCUAGGGUUUGCAAGAAUAGUGUUUCAAGAUGUGAAAUAUUCAAAACUCUGUAUAGAGAAAUAUAAUGGAAAAUCUGUCAUGGGUCAGGUGCUAGAGGUGUUCCAUGAUGCUUUUGGUAAGAGAUGUCAAGAGAUGUUUGAGAAUAAGACAAUGGAGAGAAGGCCGCUACCCAUCCCAACAUCAACAAAAGCCCCCAUUGUAGAAGAUGUUAGAUUGCAAAAAGUUGACCCCUCACUCAGCAAGAGAUUAGAAGACACCAAGCUUACAGAUAAAGAGCCAUACACCCGUUACAAAGAUUUGGAGCACAGUGAAAGCAAUCCGCGAUGGUCGGACGAGGAACGCGAAUACCGACACCGCCACCGCAGCAGGAGUGAGCGUGAAAGGGAUAAGGAGCGCGACCGAGACCGAGACCGAGACCGGGAUCGGGAUCGGGAUCGGGAUCGAGAUCGAGAUAGGGAUAGGGAGAGAAGACACAAGGAGCGGUACAGCCGCGGCACGAGCGAGGCGGGCGACGCGGCGUACGCGACGUCGAGUCACGCGGCCGAGCUCGCCUACCCGCCGCCCGCCGCGCCUGCGCCCGCGCCGGCGCCCGCGCCCGCGCCCGCCGCAGUGCCCUACGACCCUUACUACCAGCAAGGUUACGGCGCGUACAGCUACCCGCCGCCCAGCGCGACGCCCGGCGGCAGCGGCAUGUGGUGGGGCGACUGGCGACACACGCACCACUCCUCGCACCACUCGCACGAGACGUCGCUGGAGGCCAAGAGCAUUGAGCCGGUGGAGCCGCGGCCGCCUGAGGACACUACCGACAGCAAGGAGCCCGACCCCAAGCCGCCCCCGCCCGCAGAAGAACCGAAAAACGUCGACCUCGACACUAGAAUAGCGAUGUUACUGAAGGGCGCAAGCGGCGGCGGAGGGCUGGCCCCUCCGUUCCUGGCGCUCGGGAUGUCGUCAGAGGAGGAGGACGACGACCGCCUGCCCACGAAGAUACCGGACCUAGAUGUACACAACCCGCCUAGCGAUGACGAAGUUUCAGGUAGCGAAGACAGAGAGAGUAUAAUAUCGAUGAAUCCGAAAAUAGAAAUGGAUCCAGAGCCGCUUUCAAACACGCCGUCGCCGUUCCUGUCGCGGGAGUUCUACAUCGAAUGUCUCAAAAUUACUGUGGAAAAGCGUGCAAAAGAACAGCGCAAGAAAAUUCCUGAUAUCGAUAAAAUCGGUUCCGAUAUAUCGUCAUCGGAGGACGAGUUGUUAACGGGCGAGGAGCCGAAACGGUCGCCUGUGGUGCCACUUAACGACGAUCGUGACCAGGACAAUCUUGACGAUGAUCAGAUGUCGCUGUCGUCGUUGUCGUCAACGGAAGCCAAGAUCGAGGAGCAGGUGCCGGCCGAAGGGUAUUACUACGCGCCCCAUCCGCACUACUAUCAAACAAUGUGGCCGCCUACAGCGUACCCCGCGGCGGCGUACGGCGCGCCCGCUCCGCUCGCGCUCGCGUACGGCGGCGGGUUCGCGCCACCGCCCAUACUGCCGCACCCCUACCAGCACUACCCCGACACCAAGGAGCCCGCACAGGAAUGUGACAAUCCCUACUAUCCAACUAUAAACAACGUGAUAGAACGCGUGACGUCAGAACUGAAGCAGAUACUGAAGAAGGACUUUAACAAGAAGAUGAUUGAGAACACGGCGUUCAAAAGUUUCGAGUUGUGGUGGGACGAGCAAAGCAGGAAGAUGCGUCAGACAGCCAAACCCAAAGAGGACACAAAUCAACCUCUGCAGGAUAUCUCAAACAAGAAAGAAGAGGCAGUGGACUCGAUAAAAUCGAUAAUGGAGUCGCGGGAGCUCGGGUUAGAUCUUGGUGGUUAUGGGGUGGGGAUUGGUUUAGGUCUCCGGGCCGCCAUACCCAAGAUGCCCAGCUUCAGGAAAAAGAGAAAGAUACCUUCACCUGUUCUCAUGGAUGAGGACUCUUCCAAGAGACUGAGUGAUCAGGAGGAAAUGGUCCAGAACUCGGAUGAAGAGAAGGAGGUACCGACGAGUCCGCGCAGUAGGACGACGGGCUCGUACCUGUCGAGAAGUAGGAGGCGGCAAUCUAGUAGUUCGUCCAGGUCGUCGUCAUCAUCAUCGAGCCACUCGUCGUCAGAGGAGUCGGAAGUGGAGCGCAAGGGCCCCGCGCCAAGGAUAUACUCCGACACAGAUGACGACUCAGAACUCGAUGAGGCUGAGUUCAAGGUGGUUUCGAAUAAGGAGCGGUUAAGGCGAGUGUAUUCGUCAUCAUCAGAUAGCGAAGAAGAAAGCAGGAUGAGAGAGAAAACUCCAAUACCUCCGGUAGAAGCUUCGGACACGGAAGACAGGCUCGGUUCGCCGAUACUGUCGCCCGAGGGACCGAGGGACUUAUUACUCGACCGAGUCUAUUCGGAUUCGGAGGAGGAGAGAGAGUACCAGGAAAGAAGAAGACGCAACACAGAAUAUAUGGAACAGAUAGAAAGGGAAUUCCUCGAAGAACAGAAGAAGAAAAUGGAAGUGGAUACACAACCGCAGCCAGACAAACCGCCUGACGAAAGUAAACCCGAGAGCAAACCCGACGAGCCCAGAAGUAGUCCAGUCAAGAACCAUCUGAAGUCACCAGAGAAGAAACUCGACACUGAAGUAGAAGACGGCGAGAUUACUUCCGAAGAGGAGACGCUGAAGACGCGGCGGAAGAAAGAGCGCCGGUCCAAGAAGAGCGAGAAGAGACAGAGGAUCGUGUCGCUGAGCGAUCAUAGUAACAACGAGACCACUGUCAGCGUUAAUGGGGUUAAGGAGACCAGCAGCGCGGUGUCGGAGACAUCGUCACCGCAGUCUCAAGCGUCGCAAGCGUCGCAGGCGUCACAGGUGGCGCUCGACCACUCAUACUGCCGCCCGCCGCCCACGCGCGAACCCACGCCGCCGCUACCCAACGCCAACCACCUGCAGCACGACCAUGGUUACACGUGGAUGGCGGAACCAGAGAGUGCAUCCCCCAUAGAGGAGCCACCACUCAAGAAGGAGACGAAACGGCCGUAUAAGAGGAAACACGAGACCAAAAAACUAGCAGAGAUACAAAACAAAUUGUACGAGAGCACGGGCGCAGGCGCGGACGCGGUGGCGGCGGCGGGCGCAGGCGCGCUGUUCAAGCCGCGCGACAUCAUGGCGGAGAUGACCGUGAUGUACUCGUUCCUGACGCGCGGCAUCGACCGCGAGGACGCGCAAUUCCUGCGCCGCGCGUACGAAGCGCUGCUCGCCGAGGAUGCGCACGGAUACUGGCUCAACGACACACACUGGGUCGACCACCCGCCCACAGACCUCUGCUACGAUCCGCCCAGGAAGAAGUCCAAGCGGCACAACAAUAUAUAUGAGGAUUUGCAGGGUCACUCGAGUGGGUCGGCGCGCACGGAGGGCUACUACAAGAUGGACGCGCGGCUGAAGGCCAAGUACAAGUACCACCACGGCCGCACCGCCGGCGCUGCGGCGCUGCACGCGCCGCCCGACGACAAAAAGGCCUCCAAGAUGCAGCUGCUCUCUAGGGAGGCGCGCUCCAAUCAGAGAAGGCUGCUCACCGCAUUCGGAACGGACACCGACUCAGAUCUGUUGAAAUUCAACCAGUUGAAGUUCAGAAAGAAGCAGCUGAAGUUUGCAAAGUCUGGCAUUCACGACUGGGGAUUAUUUGCUCAGGAACCGAUAGCGGCAGACGAAAUGGUGAUAGAAUACGUGGGGCAGAUGAUCAGACCGAUCGUGGCGGACGUACGCGAGGCUCACUACGAAGCAACUGGCAUCGGAAGUUCGUACUUGUUCCGCAUUGACCUCGACACCAUCAUCGACGCCACUAAGUGCGGAAAUCUCGCCAGGUUCAUUAACCACAGUUGCAAUCCAAACUGCUACGCGAAGAUAAUAACGAUAGAGUCACAAAAGAAAAUUGUAAUAUACUCGAAGCAGCCGAUCGGCGUCGACGAAGAAAUUACGUACGACUACAAGUUCCCUCUGGAAGACGAGAAGAUCCCGUGCUUGUGCGGAGCGCCGCAGUGUCGCGGCUUCCUCAAUUAGACCAUCCACAUUGCAUUAGUGUACAGUCUACUGCGGGUCAUAGAUUCGAGAGCUACUGGGACCGUACACAAUAUGCCUUUCUACAAUCUUUAACGCUAAUAGAAGACAAAAAGUAUGGUAAACAUAUUCUAGCGAUAGACUUAUCGACUGUAGAAAGUCAUCUUGUCUAUGGCUUCUGGACUCAUUUCUUCCGUACCGAUUGUAUAAGCCUUUACAAGUCAGUGUCUAACCGCAGUAUGCUUGAGUGCAGCUGGUUAAUUAUUUUCAGUUUGAUGCUCAGUUUAUAAAUAGACAAACAAAAUAAAAUAAAUCCUUAUACACAAAUUUAUAAUCAGACAGAAAUUAACUGUGAAAAUGUUCGAUCACUCCAAUGCCUUAAUCAAAAAGAAUAAAGCUGAGAACACAAAAUAACUAUAUGGGUAUAAACUACUUCGAAUCGAAUUCUUUGUGUAAUGGAAUCUCCGGUAUGAAUGUACAUACAUAUAUGGUUUGCUGUUACCCUAAAUAAAUAUGAAAUAAGUAUAUUGCCAGUGAAGAGAAAAUAAAUUUGGAGUAUAUUUAUUGUCUAUAUAAAUACGUUAUGGCGAAAUUGUGUUCCUAAGUAAGUAAUUGAUAAAAUAAAUUUUGUUGAUAAAAUAAAUGUCGACUAUUAUACUGUAAUUCUCGAUGAGAUUGUUUUAAAACUGCGUUAUUAAUAAAACGAAUAAAGCAGUGCGCGAGUGCAUCAUUGGCUUAUUCCUUCAUAAUAAAGGUUGUAUCGAUUGACUGUGAAUGUUGUACCAUAUUAUACCAUACGCGUGCGUUCUAUAAGCAAAUGUCAUAAUCGGCGCGGCGUCUACUAGCGUGUAAGUGGUUUUCAAAAACUGCCUCAAAUUAGAAAGUUAUCGAUAAUGUAUAAAGAUGUGUGUUUGUGUGAAUCUAAUGGUAUCGUUUUGUAUUUAAUGCGACCCAGUGCAACUGUUAAUGUAAUUAUUAACUUUUUGUAUUAUAUUAUGAUAUUGUUUUGACUGAGUCUUAAAGAUAUGAAUCACUAGGCAUAGAAUGUCAAUAAUAACUUGGUGUAUCAUUAUUAUUUUGUGCUGUAUAUUAUUUGUGUAUAAAGAUCUCUGCCGCCACGCCACCAGCCACACUUACGUAGUACACUUGUCAAGUACACCCGUAAUAUGUUAUGACUUUGAUUUCGUAAGCGAUUUGCAAAUGUUUAUUUCGUGUUCGAAGACUAUUGUUUAAAUGCAUAAAAGUUUUGAGAUAAGGUAUUAGUAUUAACAAUUGGUAGAUAUGCUCGCGGUCUGUCUAAAUUCCACGUCACAUUGUUUUAUGUAAAAUGUAUAAGUUUGUAAAUAAAAUAUUCCAACAAUUUUA